Messenger RNA from Lodderomyces beijingensis, 810 nucleotides. Lineage: Eukaryota; Fungi; Ascomycota; Pichiomycetes; Serinales; Debaryomycetaceae. The record is from the annotation of a GenBank genome assembly.
AUGUCCCAUAUCAUACCGACUUAUGCAGUUUGUACCAGCUGCAGCGUCGAGCCAAGUCCUCUUGGAGGGUACGGUCUCUUUUACACACCAACAAACGCGCCGCCGUCGUCAGACUUAGAGUUGCUUCGAAUUCCAUCGCAAUCCGUCCUCAACCUCGGAAACUUGCUCAAGGCUUUAAAUGAGCUCAAGAGUCGAGAUAGGCAUUUUCCUCAGAUUGAUGUGCAUGAGUCCAAGACCAUCAUCGGCAUAUUGCAGGCGUUAUCGCCAAUAAGCGAGACCACCGUCAUAUUCGCGUACAUUUUGGCAUUCAAGGUCUUGAUCUUGGCAGGAGACAAGUCGCAGUAUUUCCAAAGUUCGCCCUUGAGGAAAUUCGACGACUAUAUUGAAGUGCUCCUGACGACUCAGGUUUUGGACCCCGCGGUGAGUCCCGAGUUUACCCAGUCGAUUCGAGAGGAGUACGAGCAUUUCACUAGCGAGUGGGACUCGCUGGAAAAGCACUUGUUGACGUUUGAGAUCUUCUACCAGCUCUUGCAAGCUGUGAGGUCGAGGGUGCUUGAAAUCCCACGCGGAAUCGACGGCUCUUCGGAAGAUUUCACCACCGACGUGUCGCUUGUACCGGUGUUGGAUUUCGCUAACCACAGAAGUUCGGGAAGCCACAAUGCCGUGUUUGACGUGGAUAGGCAAACCAACGACGUUGUUUUGAGGUUGUUGCAAGUGGAUGAGCUGCUGAAGUUUGAAGUUACUAUAUGCUACGAUGUCGAGGAUAAAACGGAUGAUUUCUUCUUUACGUAUGGAUUCAACCCGCAAUAA